GGCCAGCACUGGCCCCGCACCCGGCUGGUACCGACGCGGGGACACAGCGCGGGCCGAGCCGGGUCUCGCUGGUCCCGCGCCCCGCCAGCCCGGCCCGCUCCGCUCCAUCCCUGCAGCUCCCACACCUCCGGCGGCGGGGCCGAGGCGGGGCUUGGCCGCUCGCCCCUCCCCGGCGGCGGCAGCAGCAGCAGCAGCACCGUGCGCCGCCAGCGGCUCCUGUUGCGCCGCCGGUGCCCUCGGAGCCCCGGCCCUCCCACCGCCGUAUAAAGCCCGGGGCGGGCGGCAGCGCCCAUCGCUCCUGCCCGCUGCGGAGGAGGAGGAGCAGCAGCGGUACCGCGCCGCGGCGGCCCCCAGGCACCGCUUUCCCCUCUGGUUUUCCACGCCCGCCCCUCUCCCCCCGCUGUCGGGGGCUGGUGGCGCGGGCAGGCCGGCGGGUGCGGAGGGGGAAGAUGGCGUGGAGCGGCGCCCGGUGGCCGCGCCUCCUCCUGCCGCCGCUGCUGCUGCUGCUGCUGGCCCUGGCGCUGCGGGCGGCGGCGGAGCGGCGCCCCGGCCCCGCAGAUAAACUACUAGUCUUUACUGUAGCAACUAAAGAAACCGACGGCUUUCACCGUUUCAUGCAAACUGCAAAGCACUUCAACUACACAGUGAAGGUUCUUGGAAAAGGUGAAGAGUGGAAAGGUGGUGAGCUGCCUAACUCUAUUGGUGGAGGGCAGAAAGUUCGAUUGCUGAAAGAAGGCAUAGGAAGCUAUGCUGAUCAAGAGGACUUGGUUGUAUUGUUUGUUGAAUGCUAUGAUGUUAUCUUUGCAGGGGGCCCUGAAGAGCUCCUAAAGAAAUUUCAGGAAACUAAUCAUAAAGUGGUGUUUGCAGCAGAUGGACUCAUUUGGCCAGAUAAAAGGCUAGCUGACAAGUAUCCUGUUGUCCGGAGUGGAAAACGAUUCCUGAACUCAGGAGGAUUUAUUGGUUAUGCUCCAUAUAUAAAUCGUAUUGUGCAGCAAUGGAAUCUGCAGGAUAAUGAUGAUGACCAGCUGUUUUACACCAAAAUCUAUGUUGACCCAUUGGCAAGGGAACGCAUUAACAUUACUUUGGACCACAAAUGUACAAUUUUCCAGACCCUAAAUGGAGCUGUUGAUGAAGUCCUUUUGAAAUUUGAAGAAGGAAAAGUAAGAGCAAGGAAUUCAGUGUAUGACACACUACCAGUCACCAUUCAUGGAAAUGGUCCAACUAAAAUUCACUUGAAUUAUUUGGGAAACUAUAUUCCUAAUGCUUGGACACGGGAAACUGGUUGCAGUGUUUGUGAUUUAGACUUGUUAGACCUGUCAACAUUAACGGAAUAUCCAAGAGUAAAAAUUGGUGUUUUCAUUGAACAACCAACUCCUUUCCUACCUAAAUUUUUAGACAGACUGUUGACUCUGGACUACCCACGGGAGGCACUCAGUAUAUUCGUUCAUAAUAAUGAGGUUUACCAUGAAAAGCACAUCAAGAAAUUCUGGGAAAAAGCCAAGAAUAUUAUUAAAAAUAUAAAAAUUGUUGGACCUGAAGAAAAUCUGAGUCAAGCAGAAGCCCGAAAUAUGGGAAUGGACCUUUGUCGCCAGGAUAAAGCAUGUGAAUAUUACUUAAACAUAGAUGCAGAUGUUGUGCUGACAAACCCAAAAACUUUAAGAAUACUGAUAGAACAGAACAGAAAGAUAAUUGCUCCGCUCGUAACUCGUCAUGGGAAGCUUUGGUCCAAUUUCUGGGGUGCUUUGAGCCCAGAUGGUUACUAUGCCCGAUCAGAAGAUUAUGUUGAUAUUGUCCAAGGGAACAGAGUAGGAGUAUGGAAUAUCCCUUACAUGGCUAAUAUAUACUUAAUUAAGGGACAAACUCUCAGAUCAGAGAUGAAAGAAAAGAACUACUUCAUGCGUGAUAAGUUGGAUCCUGAUAUGGCACUCUGCAGGAAUGCCAGGGAAAUGGGUGUUUUCAUGUACAUUACCAACAGACAUGAAUUUGGAAGACUUCUUUCUACAGCCAAUUACAAUACUUCCCACUACAACAAUGACCUCUGGCAGAUAUUUGAAAAUCCUGUGGACUGGAAGGAAACUUAUAUAAAUCCAAACUACUCAAAGAUCUUCACUGAUAAUAUAGUAGAACAGCCAUGUCCAGAUGUGUUUUGGUUUCCCAUAUUUUCUGAUGCUGCCUGUGACGAACUGGUAGAAGAAAUGGAACAUUUUGGACAAUGGUCUGGUGGAAAACACCAGGACAGCCGUAUUUCUGGAGGUUAUGAAAAUGUCCCAACUGAUGAUAUUCAUAUGAAGCAAAUCGGACUGGAUAAUGAAUGGCUGCAUUUCAUAAGGGAGUUCAUUGCACCAGUAACGCUGAAAGUGUUUGCUGGCUAUUAUACCAAGGGGUAUGCUUUACUGAAUUUUGUUGUGAAAUACAGCCCUGACAGACAACGGUCACUCAGACCUCAUCAUGAUUCCUCCACGUUCACAAUCAACAUCGCUCUCAACAAAGUAGGAGAGGACUUUCAAGGAGGUGGAUGUAAAUUUAUUAGGUACAACUGCUCCAUUGAGUCUCCCAGGAAAGGAUGGAGUUUCAUGCACCCGGGAAGACUUACACAUUUACACGAAGGACUUCCUAUCUUGAAUGGCACAAGAUACAUUGCAGUAUCAUUUAUUGAUCCUUAAUUUUAUUUUUUUUUCCCCUCUUCAACAGCAGUGUUCUUUACACAAACAUUUAUUUAUAGAUUUCUUCUGGAAGAUGGUGAUAAAAGAAACUUUAAGUUCUUGUACCUACGCAACAAAGGUACUUUGGGGAAAAAGAAUGAAAAACAGAAAAUGUUCUGAUAUUGUUGAAGAUUUCUCGAUAUCUGCUCUGAGCCUUCAGUCACAAAUAAACGUGUCCUGCUUGGUUUUCCAUUCUGCUGACCUAAAGAGUAGGUAAGGAGGGCAAAUGGAAAAGCAUAGUGAAUCCAUGUCUUCGUUGAGAAAAAAACAAACCCAAACAACUCUAGAUACAAAAUCAUCGGAAAAAAUUGUUGUGGUUUUCGUUCAGUAAAGCGACACAGCUAAAGUUUGUGUGGUCUGUAUAUUUGGUACCAAGCAGUGAAAAAUCACAACAUAAAAACAAAAUGAAGUGCAUCUUGUUUACAGUUGUUUCGGAUAAGCAAUAAUUGCAUAUGCUGGUAUAUACUGAAGGGAAAAUAUCCCUGUAGCCUGUUUCCUUAAUUCAUUUUCAAUACUGAAAUGUACACCUUUAGAAGAAAAAAUAAAUUAAUUGCAGAGAUAGAACAAGGAUUAAAUCAUUUAUCCAGGGGAAAAAAUGGUUUAUCAUUUGUUUUUGAGAACUCAUCCUGUUGAAAACUUACUUUUCUUCAGCAAGUGACCUUCAUUUAAAGUGAGUUAUUUUUCUAAGUGUGUAAUUGCACCCAAUUGAUACUGGAAAUUUGAUGUUUAUUUUCAGAAUGCUGGUAAAUUGUAAUAAUAGGAUGUUUUGUAGAGACAAUUUUCUACUCUUAAAAUUACUUGAAUUUUGUAUCAGGAAGAUGAAAUGGUGGCAGUCUCUCUUUAAAGCUAAGGGUCUUAACUUGACAUUUAUUUUAAAGAAAUUGGUUUAAAAUAUUCCUACUGUAUCUACUGUUUGUAAUUUAAAGAAACUUGAAGCUGUCUCAAAGUCUACAGUGCCAAAAUGCACAACAUGUUGGAAAAACUUGUGAAAAAUAAAGGGUAAUUUUAAAUUAA
Molecule: messenger RNA, 3716 nt
Organism: Pseudopipra pipra
Lineage: Eukaryota; Metazoa; Chordata; Aves; Passeriformes; Pipridae
Gene: PLOD2
Product: procollagen-lysine,2-oxoglutarate 5-dioxygenase 2
Exons: 19
Coding region: 450-2663 (737 amino acids)
Biological process (GO): peptidyl-lysine hydroxylation
Cellular component (GO): endoplasmic reticulum
Molecular function (GO): L-ascorbic acid binding; procollagen-lysine 5-dioxygenase activity; iron ion binding
Source: RefSeq, a predicted model, not a curated record